AUGCCUUCAGGACAAGGAGCGGGCACGAACCCCAUCCACAACAAGAAGCCGAAGAAGAAGCAACAAGAAGAUCUCGAUCCCUCGGAAAUUGAGCACCAGGAAAAGCUGAGAGCAGACGAGAAGAAGCGCAAGGAACUGGCUGCGAAGAUUGGAGGAAAAGGCGGACCACUGAACACCGGUGGCCAGGGCAUCAAGAAGAGCGGCAAGAAAUAA
This is a messenger RNA of Zasmidium cellare ATCC 36951, 213 nucleotides long. RefSeq lists its product as uncharacterized. The coding region runs from base 1 to 213 and encodes 70 amino acids. The transcript has 3 exons. The record is from RefSeq and is a predicted model, not a curated record. NCBI's taxonomy places the organism in Eukaryota, Fungi, Ascomycota, Dothideomycetes, Mycosphaerellales, Mycosphaerellaceae.